Molecule: messenger RNA, 4545 nt
Organism: Cyprinus carpio (common carp)
Lineage: Eukaryota; Metazoa; Chordata; Actinopteri; Cypriniformes; Cyprinidae
Product: structural maintenance of chromosomes protein 3-like
Exons: 30
Coding region: 204-3932 (1242 amino acids)
Biological process (GO): mitotic sister chromatid cohesion
Cellular component (GO): chromosome
Molecular function (GO): cohesin loader activity; double-stranded DNA binding; ATP hydrolysis activity
Source: RefSeq, a predicted model, not a curated record
CCCGCCUCUGUCGCCAUUUUGACUGUUGUGUGUCUGUUUCGUGCAGGGAGGGAAAAUAAAAUUUGAUAGUCCGGAGGAGUAAAUAUCAGACAGAUUUACCCGGUGUGCAGGCGUAUUUACCUUCUCUUAAACCCUUCUUCUCUCUGAGGAGGAGGGUGUUUUAUUUGGCUGGUUUCUGAGGAGAGUUUUGCGCAUAAGCCGUCAUGUACAUUAAACAGGUGAUUAUUCAGGGGUUUCGCAGCUACAGAGAUCAGACUGUGGUUGACCCCUUCAGCUCCAAACACAAUGUUAUAGUUGGAAGAAAUGGAUCAGGAAAGAGUAACUUCUUUUAUGCCAUUCAGUUUGUACUCAGUGAUGAGUUCAGUCAUCUUCGUCCAGAGCAGCGUCUGGCUCUGCUUCACGAAGGCACUGGUCCUCGAGUCAUUUCAGCCUUUGUGGAAAUUAUAUUCGAUAACUCUGACAACAGGCUGCCGAUUGAUAAAGAGGAGGUGUCUCUGCGCCGUGUCAUCGGAGCAAAGAAAGACCAGUACUUCUUGGACAAAAAGAUGGUCACUAAGAACGACGUGAUGAACCUGUUAGAGAGCGCUGGUUUCUCCCGCAGCAACCCUUACUACAUCGUCAAGCAGGGAAAGAUCAAUCAGAUGGCAACAGCGCCUGACUCCCAGCGUCUGAAGCUGCUCCGGGAGGUGGCCGGCACCAGAGUCUACGAUGAGCGCAAAGAGGAGAGUAUCUCGCUCAUGAAGGAAACAGAGGGCAAGCGAGAGAAGAUUAAUGAGCUGCUGAAGUACAUCGAGGAGCGUCUGCACACUCUGGAGGACGAGAAAGAGGAGCUGGCUCAGUACCAGAAGUGGGACAAAAUGAGAAGAGCUCUAGAGUACACCAUCUACAACCAGGAGCUCAACGAGACGCGGGCCAAACUGGACGAGUUGUCCUCUAAGAGAGAGACCUGUGGAGACAAAUCUAGACAACUGCGAGAUGCUCAACAGGAUGCUCGAGACAAAGUGGAGGAGACUGAGCGUGUGGUGAGGGAGCUGAAGUCUCGAAUCUCCGCCAUGAGGGAGGAGAAAGAACAGCUGAGCGCCGAGCGACAGGAGCAGAUCAAACAGAGGACCAAACUGGAGCUCAAGGCCAAAGAUCUGCAGGACGAGCUGGCAGGAAACAGUGAACAGAGGAAACGGCUGCUUAAAGAGCGUCAGAAGCUUCUGGAGAAGAUUGAAGAAAAACAGAAGGAGCUGCAGGAAACAGAACCCAAAUUUAACGCUGUGAAAGAAAGAGAGGAGCGAGGAAUUUCCCGACUGGCUCAAGCCACACAGGAGCGAACAGACCUGUAUGCCAAACAGGGCCGGGGCAGUCAGUUCACCUCUAAAGAAGAGAGGGACAAAUGGAUCAAGAAGGAGCUGAAGUCUCUGGAUCAAGCCAUCAACGACAAGAAACGGCAGAUCGCUGCCAUCCACAAAGAUCUGGAGGACACCUAUGAAAAAGUCUUCUCGUCGGAAUCAGGAGAGAAAUAUUAUACGAGGAAAUCAAACACUGUUUACAUGGAAAAACAGUCCAAAACGGUUCUCAAAAGAAUAUUUCGGCUGCAGAAACUGGACCAGGACUUGAGUGAAGUGAAGACUCGAGUGGAAGAGCUGGACAAGAAGUACUACGAGGUGAAGAACCGAAAAGAUGAACUUCAGAGCGAGAGAAACUACCUGUGGAGAGAGGAGAACGCAGAGCAGCAGGCGCUGGCAGCCAAACGAGAAGAGCUGGAGAAGAAACAACAGCUACUGCGAGCAGCCACCGGAAAGGCUAUUUUGAAUGGCAUCGACAGCAUUAAUAAAGUAUUGGAACAUUUCCGCCGGAAGGGCAUCAACCAGCACGUCAUCAACGGUUACCACGGCAUCAUCAUGAACAACUUUGAGUGCGAACCUGCCUUCUACACCUGUGUGGAGGUGACCGCUGGCACCAGGCUGUUUUACCACAUCGUGGAAACGGAUGAAGUGAGCACUAAGAUUCUGAUGGAGUUCAAUAAGAUGAACUUGCCAGGAGAGGUCACCUUCCUGCCCCUCAGCAAACUGGACGUCAGGGACACCGCUUACCCUGAGACUAACGAUGCAAUCCCCAUGAUCAGCAAGCUCCGUUACAGCCCAAACUUCGACAAGGCCUUCAAACACGUGUUUGGGAAGACGCUGAUCUGCCGCAGCAUGGAGGUGUCCACUCAGCUGGCUCGAGCUUUCACCAUGGACUGCAUCACACUGGAGGGUGAUCAGGUGAGUCAUCGUGGCGCUCUGACCGGUGGCUACUACGACACACGUAAGUCCCGUCUGGAGCUGCAGAAGGACAUGAGGAAGGCCGAGGAGGAGCUCGGAGAACUGGAGGCCAAACUCAACGAGAACCUGCGUAGAAAUAUUGAACGUAUCAAUAACGAGAUUGAUCAGCUGAUGAAUCAGAUGCAGCAGAUCGAGACCCAGCAGAGGAAGUUCAAGGCAUCCAGAGACAGUAUACUGUCUGAGAUGAAGAUGCUGAAGGAGAAGAGACAGCAGUCAGAGAAAACAUUUAUGCCCAAGCAACGCAGUCUUCAGAGUCUGGAGGCCAGUCUGCACGCCAUGGAGAGCACGCGGGAGUCUCUGAAGGCCGAGCUGGGGACAGACCUGCUCUCUCAGCUCAGUUUAGAAGACCAACGCAGAGUGGACGACCUCAACGACGAGAUCAGACAGCUGCAACAGGACAACAGACAGCUGCUGAAUGAGAGAAUUAAGCUGGAGGGAAUCAUGACCCGAGUGGAGACGUACCUCAACGAGAACCUGCGCAAACGUCUCGACCAAGUCGAGCAGGAAUUGAAUGAACUGAGAGAAACCGAAGGAGGAACUGUCCUCACAGCGACAACGUCAGAGUUAGAUGGCAUUAAUAAACGCAUAAAAGACACUUUGGCUCGGUCUGAGGACUUGGACACCCUCAUCGAUAAGACGGAGGUGGAAAUAAAGGACCACCAGAAGAGUAUGGAGCGCUGGAAGAACAUCGAGAAGGAGCAGAACGAAGCCAUCAACCACGACACAAAGGAGCUGGAGAAGAUGACCAACAGACAGGGCAUGUUACUGAAGAAGAAAGAGGAAUGCAUGAAAAAGAUUCGCGAGCUGGGCUCCCUGCCGCAGGAGGCCUUUGAAAAGUACCAGACGCUGACACUUAAACAGUUGUUCAGGAAGCUGGAGCAGUGUAACACAGAGCUGAAGAAGUACAGCCAUGUGAAUAAAAAAGCCCUGGACCAGUUCGUCAAUUUCUCAGAGCAGAAAGAGAAGUUGAUUAAGAGGCAGGAGGAGCUGGAUAGAGGUUACAAAUCCAUCAUGGAGCUCAUGAACGUCUUGGAGCUGCGCAAAUACUAUAACAUCCAUCAAACAUUCAAAAAGGUGUCUAAGAAUUUCAGCGAGGUAUUUCAGAAGCUGGUGCCCGGCGGUAAAGCCACUCUGGUGAUGAAGAAGGGCGACACUGAAGGUGGUCAGUCUCAGGACGAGGGCGAGGGAGCGGACAGUGAGAGGGGAUCUUCCUCCCAGAGCAGUGUGCCCAGUGUAGACCAGUUCACUGGAGUGGGCAUCAGGGUGUCGUUCACAGGUAAACAGGGAGAGAUGAGAGAGAUGCAGCAGCUCUCUGGGGGUCAGAAGUCUCUGGUGGCUCUGGCUCUCAUCUUUGCCAUCCAGAAAUGCGACCCUGCUCCUUUCUACCUGUUUGAUGAAAUCGACCAGGCUCUAGACGCCCAGCACCGAAAAGCAGUGUCAGACAUGAUCGUGGAGCUGGCUGGGCAUGCUCAGUUCAUCACCACGACCUUCAGACCUGAGCUUCUGGAGUCAGCUGAUAAGUUCUACGGCGUCAAAUUCAGAAACAAGGUGAGUCACAUCGAUGUGAUCUCAGCAGAGCAGGCGAAGGACUUUGUGGAGGACGACACCACUCACGGCUAAGAGGAACUAUACACCUGUAUCACUCAUGUUCCUCGUUUCUCACCCCCGUCUCUAACUGGUGUGUUUCCUUUAAAAAGCCCAGUUGGAAUGAAUGCAACGUUUUUUUUCUUGUAUUCCGAAGAGGAUAUACUGACUAAUUGUUGUUUUACAGCUAUUUUAUAUUUUCUUCUCUCUUGUUAAUUCUCAUAUUGCAAGGAUAAACACUGAACAUGUUUUUCAGUAUUUUGAUGAAAUGUGCCCUGCUUUACACCUGCAUCAGCCCGGGGUAUAUAAAGUUGAGGAAGUUCAGUCGCUCUGUUUCAGAGUUAAGCUUCAUGUGUAGUGGCUGAGACUGAAUACACCGGUAGGUGUGUGUUAAAGAGCUGCGGUUUGCAGUCUGCUCGUUUUGGCACUGGCUCUCUCUUCCUCAAUACUCUAAACCAGCAUGAGCUGUUCCUUCAUACUCCCUUUUUUUAAAGCGAUCUACGAGAGAGGCUCGUUUUGUAGGUUUCCCGAAGCCUAAAUGUUUUUAUCAUUGUUUUGUUGGUUUCAUUUCUUCUUUAGGUCAUUGUGAUUUAUAGUCUUUUGAUGUGUCUUCUGUUAUCCAAAAAUAAUAAAAUAACCCUGGUCUUUA